AUGAGUAAUGAGACUGCUCAGCCAACUGAGCAAACUCACAACCGAUCAGCAUCUGUAGAGGGUACUAAGACGAGACCGCCUGCGCUGGACACAUCAAGCUUGACAAACGCCCCCCAACCCCCCAGCUCAUCGACCCAGACAACCUCUACAGCACAAAACACCGCCAGCACCGACAACUCGGAAACGCCUGUCCUAUCAGGGUCACAGAACGAGAAGGACUCUCUGCGGGCAGCCGACGAAGCUCCUGAAGUGCCACAGAAGAACCGCGGUCUGCUCCACGUUCCAUCAAGAACCUCUUCGCAAAAGAUAGAACCAUCACCAACAUCCACUGGCCUUAGCGGAGCAACUGUUACCGACCCAAGAGGCAGUAUAGGGGGGCGAUCGAAGGAUUCAAGGGGGAGCAUACUGGGGAGGCGGCGGAAUGGGAGUGCGACCAGCAGCAAAAUGUCGAUAACACCAGGUCCCGAUGCGGGCUCUACUGGGCAGAACCCCACAUCAAACGCUGCUGGUACCAAGCAGAAGAAGAAGAAUUUCCUGUCGUUUCUUUGCUGUAUGGCUCCAGACGAUGUCAAUACAUUAGAUCCUGAUGAAGCUACACCUCCGAACAAAGUUUCAAAGGCUCCAGGAGGGCGUUCAACGACGUCUAGCAGGCCAGAUCAUUCGGCGAUAAGCCAGACGAAUAAUGCUACGACGCAGCCUGACCAGGAAAAAGCAGCUCUGCAGAAUGAGGAGCCGGGUAAAGAGCGGAAUGAGACGACAAGUCUGGAUUUGGGCAGAACAAUCCAAUCGGGAGCCGCGUUACCAGCAAAUGGCGAUUUAAACCGACCAGUCGACACCCGUGAUGCACCAUUGCCAGAAUUGCCCAAGGAAGCAGAAUCUUCGGGUGCCGCUCAAGCUGCGCAACAAACCCCCUCUAUUGCAGUGCAAAGUCCGGUGAGAACGGAGCCAGGAUCUCAAGAUUCGUCCGACCAAAAUGACGGAGGAGGUGAUGUUCCAAUGCGGGAUCCGGACCCGGUACCAAUAGCAAAAGAUGAGUCCUCAGUUACGGCCCCUAGAAGUGAUGAGAUAGCAAAACCUAUGCUUCCCCCACCUCCUCCAGUCCCUCAGCCAGGGCCAAGCGAAGAACCAGGAAAUGAACUUGAGCAGAAGCAACAAUGGCUACUUCCACCGAUUGCCCCAAGAUUCCAAGGAAAGAAAUGCUUGGUAUUGGAUCUGGAUGAAACACUGGUACACAGCAGCUUCAAGAUUUUACACCAGGCGGACUUUACCAUUCCCGUUGAGAUUGAAGGUCAAUACCACAAUGUCUACGUUAUUAAGCGACCAGGGGUAGACCAGUUUAUGAAGCGUGUUGGGGAGCUUUAUGAAGUUGUUGUUUUCACUGCUUCUGUUUCAAAGUACGGCGAUCCACUCCUAGAUCAAUUAGACAUCCAUCACGUGGUACACCACCGGCUUUUCAGAGAAAGUUGUUACAAUCACCAAGGAAACUAUGUCAAAGAUCUGUCCCAGGUUGGCCGAGAUCUCAAGGAAACCAUAAUCAUCGACAAUUCGCCAACUUCUUACAUUUUCCAUCCCCAACAUGCUGUACCCAUUAGCAGUUGGUUUUCAGAUGCUCACGACAACGAGCUCCUAGACCUUAUUCCCGUUCUCGAAGAUCUGGCAGGCUCGCAGUCUUCACCACGCGCAUCCUCUCCCGUUAACUCCCCCGCCGGCGCUUCCACCGGCCGCCCAUCUUCACCCACACCCCCCGGUGGCCCCAAGACUGCCAUUCGUAGACGAGCGGCUGCUGAUCAGAAGGACAAGGUUGCGAAUGCGCGACCGAGCUCGACGAGGGCUGCUGGUGCUGGAGGAAGCAGUUCUACUAUGUUAAGACUUUACACCGAUGAGAGCCCAGGAUUGAAGGUUGAUCCUGUUGUGGUGCUUGUUCUAUCGCUGGUGUUCAUUUUCAGUGUUGUUGCGCUGCAUAUCAUUGCGAAGGUCACGAGAAAAUUCUCCAGCUAG
This is a messenger RNA of Lachnellula hyalina, 1998 nucleotides long. RefSeq names its product putative phosphatase (gene PSR2). Gene Ontology annotation, molecular function: phosphoprotein phosphatase activity. The transcript has 7 exons. Bases 1 to 1998 code for a protein of 665 amino acids. The record is from RefSeq and is a predicted model, not a curated record. Gene Ontology annotation, cellular component: plasma membrane. Lineage: Eukaryota; Fungi; Ascomycota; Leotiomycetes; Helotiales; Lachnaceae.